Messenger RNA from Myripristis murdjan (pinecone soldierfish), 1488 nucleotides. RefSeq names its product high mobility group 20A (gene hmg20a). The transcript has 9 exons. Gene Ontology annotation, cellular component: nucleus. NCBI's taxonomy places the organism in Eukaryota, Metazoa, Chordata, Actinopteri, Holocentriformes, Holocentridae. The coding region runs from base 109 to 984 and encodes 291 amino acids. Gene Ontology annotation, biological process: regulation of gene expression. The record is from RefSeq and is a predicted model, not a curated record.
GGCGAAGGAUAUAGUCUUUUCUAUCCAAUGCGAUUCUAUGGCGUGGCAGCUGUAUUGUUUUGAUUAGGAGGAUCAUUUAUACAGCUGUGUCCUGUAGGCUCAGCAGUCAUGGAUGAGCAGACAGGCUCUCCUGGAGCCAACACAGACAACAGCAGCCAGAGAAAUGGAGAAGAGAAGUCCCGACGUGGCAGCUGGACCAAGGGGAGGAAGAGGAAGAAGCCAGUGAAGGACAGCAAUGCACCCAAGGCCCCCCUGACGGGCUACGUUCGCUUCAUGAACGACAGGCGAGAGCAACUACGUGCUGAGCGCCCGGAUGUCCCCUUCCCAGAGAUCACUAGGAUGCUGGGCAACGAGUGGAGCAAGCUGCCCGCUGAGGAGAAGCAGCGCUACUUGGACGAGGCAGAGCGAGAUAAGGAGCGCUACAUGCGGGAGCUGGAGAAGUACCAGAAAACAGAGGCAUACAAACAUUUCACCAGGAAGGUCCAGGAGAAGCAGAAAGGCAAGAGGCACAGGGGAGAAGGUGGGCACCAGGUAGCCAACGAGGCCCUCCAUGAGAAGGACACGGAAGGAAAGGACAGAUCUGUGUUUGACAUCCCCAUCUUCACUGAGGAGUUUCUCAACCACAGUAAAGCACGUGAGGCUGAAAUGCGGCAGCUGCGCAAGACCAACAUGGAGUACGAGGAGCGCAAUGCGGCGCUGCAGAAGCAUGUGGAGAGCAUGCGCGGGGCAGUAGAACGUCUGGAAGGCGACGUGAUGCAGGAGAGGGGACGCAAUGGGCUCCUGCACCAGCACCUGGAGACCCUGCGCCAGGCCCUCACCUCCAGCUUCUCCUCCAUACCUCUGCCAGGCAGUGGAGAGACGCCCACUCUUGAAUCCAUUGACUCCUAUAUGAAGAAGCUCCACAGUAUCAUUGUCAGUAACCCCCACGAGCAUGAGAGCCUCAUCAACACCGUGAGAGAUGUGGUCAACCGUUUAGACAGAUAAUUUGACCAAGUUCCACUGAUUUGAUGAGCUGAGAUUCACUCUGAUCUCAAGAAAUCGCCGUCCCCGAAGCUGACACCUCUGUCCAUGUUGGUGACCCUUCUGGUCACUGUCUCAUCCCAUUUGAUUUUAAAGCAACAAUUACUAUUCUGGUAAGGUGGUGUAGUGUCUCAGAUUAAUUUAUUGCUUUAUUCAUUUUUAAAAGUCUGUUAACACUUUGUUAAUAUAGUUGUAGUUUGUUGCUACCUUGAAAGACCUCAUCACUCGUGGCUUCUGCUCACUGUUGAUUCAAAUGCUUUCUCUCUAUUUAGACCUCUUAAGUAUUUUGUGUCUGAUGUAAAGAAAUUUGCCAGUGUCAUUUGUAUUUCAACAUAUUCAGGCAAAAUUGUUCAGUGAAGUUAUUCAUGCAUUGUUGAGGAAAAAGUGAUGUACUUUCUUGUUUUGUUUUUUGUUUUGUUCUAUUUUUUUUUUAAAGUGUGUUUUCAAUAAACAUUUUACAUGAUACCA